Messenger RNA from Mytilus californianus (California mussel), 550 nucleotides. RefSeq names its product biogenesis of lysosome-related organelles complex 1 subunit 2-like. The record is from RefSeq and is a predicted model, not a curated record. The coding region runs from base 64 to 435 and encodes 123 amino acids. NCBI's taxonomy places the organism in Eukaryota, Metazoa, Mollusca, Bivalvia, Mytilida, Mytilidae. Gene Ontology annotation, molecular function: gamma-tubulin binding. Gene Ontology annotation, cellular component: BORC complex; gamma-tubulin complex; BLOC-1 complex. The transcript is spliced from 5 exons. Gene Ontology annotation, biological process: lysosome localization; endosomal transport.
UUUUUUUUAAUGAGGUAAGCAGGUGUAAUAAAUUCGGAGUCAAAUACGGAAACUUUUUCAGAAAUGAAUCAGACAGAGGAUUCAAAAGAGGCAGUUGAAGAGGUACCUGAAGAUGUUGUUCAGUUAUGUAGAGAAACAUUUAAAAAGACGGCAGAAUAUUUACAUGGAGAAUUAGAUGGAACCAUUGAAGAUUAUAAAUUACUAGAGAAUAUGAACAGAAUUACCAUUAACAAAUACUCUGAAAUGAAAUCCACAGCUGAAGAUAUUGCAGGAAGAUUACAGACACUUAAUGAUAAAUACAAACAAUUACAGCCAUUCCUAGAUCAGAUUGAUCAGAUAGAAGAAAGUGUUAAUACUUUAGAGCAGGCAGCAUACAAACUGGAUAACUACUCAAAACGUUUAGAAAACAGAUUUAAGAAUUUGGAAAGGCGAUAGCAGACAUUCCAUUAUGCUUUAAUUUUGACUUAUUAUACAUUUUGUAUAUUCAUUAUAAAUAAUUUGAUUGUGCAAUAGAAUUUACAUUAAAUAAAGUAUAAUACCAUAUGACAAA